Molecule: messenger RNA, 168 nt
Organism: Paramecium pentaurelia
Lineage: Eukaryota; Ciliophora; Oligohymenophorea; Peniculida; Parameciidae
Source: the annotation of a GenBank genome assembly
AUGGACUAUCGAGACCUAAUUUCAGAGAAAAAGGAUGAAACCCAACUUUUAAAAAAGCUUGUACUUUAUCCUCUUCUUACAGGAUUUGUGUAUGGGACUGGUCACUUUCUAGCAUACUUAAUUGUGAACUAGAAGUUCUUCAUUCCGUUGAAGAGAGCAACAAAGUGA